Messenger RNA from Anthostomella pinea, 960 nucleotides. The record is from the annotation of a GenBank genome assembly. NCBI's taxonomy places the organism in Eukaryota, Fungi, Ascomycota, Sordariomycetes, Xylariales, Xylariaceae.
AUGCUGCUCCUAGACUAUCAGAACGUCUUGCUGCAGUCGGUGCUGACUGAGAGAUUCUCUGGAGCACCGCCGGCCUCCAUUGACCAGACUGUCUCCGACUUUGACGGCGUUACCUUUCACAUAUCGACUCCCGAAACGAAGUCCAAGAUCCUUGUGUCUAUUCAGAUCCGCUGCUACAAGGAGCUUGUUCAAUACGGCGCCGAGCAGGUCCUCCAGCGCGAGUAUGGCCAGUAUGUCGUGCCACCGGAAAGCGGCUACGACUUCUCCAUCCUGGUUGACUUGGAGGAUUUGCCCGCCGAGAAAGAGGAGCGGGAUGAGCUCGUCCAGAAGAUCUCCUUGAUGAAGCGCAAUGCCAUGGCUGCCCCGUUCGAACAUGCCUACACGAAACACUACAAACUGAGGGAAGAGGCGUCCAAAUACACGAGUGAAGAAGCACCGCAAGGCGUUCGAGAGGGAGGGGACGUUAUGGCCAUUCACUACCGUGAUGAGGAGGCUAUAUACGUCAAGGCGAGCCACGAUCGAGUGACUGUCAUCUUCAGCACUGUCUUUCGGGAAGAAACAGACCGGGUCUUUGGCAAAGUCUUCAUUCAAGAAUUCGUCGAUGCCCGAAGACGAGCUAUUCAGAAUGCCCCACAGGUGCUGUUCCGGAACGAGCCACCUCUCGAGCUCCAAGGGGUUCCUGGAGUCAAGACCGAUGCAGGAGGAGAGAUCGGUUAUGUCACGUUUGUCCUAUUUCCACGACACUUGACGCCUCAGCGUAUGCUGGAUGUCAUCUCCCACAUCCAAACUUUUCGAGACUACUUCCACUACCACAUCAAGGCAUCCAAGGCAUACAUCCAUUCCCGUAUGCGAAGAAGAACAGCGGACUUCCUCCAAGUUCUUCGACGUGCUAGACCAGAGAAUGAAGAGAAGGAGAGGAAGACCGCAAGUGGAAGAACCUUCAAGGUCCAGGGGGCUUGA